AUGAAGCUUAGUGUGGCACUGUUCUUUGCGGGUCUCUUUGGGGCAUUGGCAGCUGUGUUCAUCCUCCUAUCAUUUGGAACUGAUUACUGGCUGCUGGCCUUAGAGAGGUGCCACCAAAACCCUGGCAGAUCUCUUGGCCCGGGUUGUGUGACUGUAGAGGUGGACUCGAAACAGCAGCAGAUCAAGGAAACUCAGCAUGGAGAUGUGGUGGCGUGGAAGAACACUAGUAAUGUGAUUCUAUACCAUGAGGGAUUUUUCUGGAAGUGUUGCUUCACAGGCAUCAUGGGUGAUGAUAAUCUGCCAUGGAAGUUCUGGUUCACAAAUCAACCACAUUCUAAAGUGUGCACACAUGCCUACCUCUUCCCGUUCCCCAUGUCUCAUCACACCAAUGCCACAGAGAAAGAUUCUGCUAUAAUCUACAGAGGUUUCUGGAGCAUCUUUAUGAUUAUUGGUGUGGUAGCUGUGGUGCUUGGUGGGUUGAUUAUCAUCUGGGCAGCUCCAUUCGCCAGCCAUCACCUAUAUAAAGCAGGAGGUGGCCUCUUCCUGGCAUCUGGUCUGUUCCUUUUGUGUGUGGUGGUGAUGUACGUCAUAUGGCUGCAGGCGCUGGCUGUGGUGGAUGACUACAUAGCCUACAAGCGCUCAGCAUGUUCAGAUUUCCACCUGUCCCUCAGCUAUGGCCUGUCCUUCAUGUUUGCCCCCAUUGGCAUCUUCUUCUGCCUUCUAGCUGGUCUUCUUUUUCUUCUUAUUGGCAGAACCAUCCAGAAUUACAACCACUGACUUUAAUCAGCAGCAGGUUAGAAGAAGAGAAGGGUUGAGAUGUUUGGAACCAUUGUUUUUAUUUCAUUUUUUUCCUUACCAGCAGAUAUUUCCUCAUUUUGUCUACCUUGUAAAAACAGGACUCUGCCGGUAUUACUGUACAUGAUCUCACAGGCUAGGACACUGUUUCAACCAUUACUCAGCUCAGAAACAUAAUCCUAAUCACUCCACCUGCAGCUAUGUGCAACUGAGCUACUUUACUGUAUAUAUAUUUCUGUGCAAUAUGUAAGUAGUAAGAGGAAUUCUCAACUAAUCUGAUCACACACAUUAUGAAUGCCUGCAGUGCAUGACAUUUUGUUUAAAUCUAAUUUGUUGGUGCUUCUGAAUGUAAUUAUAUGAAAUGCAAAAAUCACCAGAAAUGAAAUGUUGAUAAGGAAAAAUUCUGUUUGCAUGGGAAUGGUCACUUUUAUAUUGUGUAUAUACAGUAAUGGUAACCAGUGUUUUUGAAAAGAACACAGGCUCAGCAGCCUUUUCUGUAUUCAGUAUAAAGGAUAACACUGAGGAUAUACUAUAUUUUGGUUACUGUACACAAAUCCCAUGAAACGACCAAAACAAACAGUGUGUUUAUUCCCUUGUUCAUUUUAGACUUUGUCUCUGCCACUCGGCUUAUUCAUUUAUAUAGAAAAUGUCACUCUCUGCAAUCCAUUACACAGCAGACAAAUAGAAAGGCUAAAUAAGUUCCUGAAAUGCCUGGGCACUGUACACAGUGCUCAAACAGAAGUAAAGUGUGCAUUCUGGGGGACAAUUUUCAAUUGUGGAUUAUGAUAAUGAUGUUAUGUUAAAUAUUUAUGACAACCUGACAGCAUAUGUUUAUCAGCUUAGUAUAGACUACAGCGUCCAUUUUCAUCAUAAUAAAAUAACAUGUCAGUCAGUGCAACAGUGUGGCUCACCGAUGUUUUAAUUGUUUUUGGACAGUAGCUCUAUGGCACAGAGAAAUAAGAUAAAUCAGGAUUUGACUGCACAGUUGCACUUAUUAGUAGAGUCAGUUCAUUUUUGGUGUUGAUGGGAUUUGUUGAAACUAAGAAAUAUACAGUAGUAGCCUAUAUCAUCAUUUUUAUUCAGAAAUAUCAUCAAAUACAUACUCUGAAUGUAUCCUGUGCCUUUUAUCACAGUGUUUCAGUACAUAGCUUGGAUGCUGUUUUUUUUUUUUGGGGUCAUAUUGUUUAUAGUUUGACCUGCUUAUUUAUCUAGCAUAGUCUUGUUUCUGUUAAUAAGUGAAGCUUGAAGCUUGAAUUACUUUUAUGG
This is a messenger RNA of Monopterus albus (swamp eel), 2061 nucleotides long. It is a transcript of the gene tmem182a, whose product is annotated as transmembrane protein 182a. The transcript has 5 exons. Gene Ontology annotation, cellular component: membrane. The coding region runs from base 1 to 777 and encodes 258 amino acids. NCBI's taxonomy places the organism in Eukaryota, Metazoa, Chordata, Actinopteri, Synbranchiformes, Synbranchidae. The record is from RefSeq and is a predicted model, not a curated record.